AGAUAUUCGCAUCGUUUUACAAACACCGCAUUUGAGGUUACAUCCAGCUUCGACGGUGUUCGCGUAAAAAUCAGUUUUGUCCUGUAUUUCUCAAUAGAAUCAGUGAAGAAAAGGUUUUAAAAUGUCGAUCGGAGUUCCAAUCAAAGUUCUUCACGAAGCCGAAGGCCACAUUGUCACGCUCGAGACAAUUACAGGCGAAGUUUACCGCGGAAAGUUGAUCGAAGCGGAAGACAACAUGAAUUGCCAAAUGACACAAAUUACGGUAACCUAUCGCGAUGGACGCACAGCAAAUUUGGAGAACGUUUACAUCAGAGGAUCAAAGAUUCGUUUCCUUAUCCUGCCGGACAUGCUGAAGAACGCGCCGAUGUUUAAAAAGCAAACAGGAAAAGGCGGGACGGCGGGGAGAGGGAAGUCUGCGAUAUUACGAGCGCAGGCGAGAGGGAGAGGCCGGGGUAACGUCGGAAGAGGCGCUCCUGCUGCGGCCGGCAGAGGCGCCUGGCAAGGAGGCCCAACUGGCGGACGGGGCAGAGGUGGGCUAUAAAGUGACAUCAAUUAUGCAUUUUCACCUGCUUUUACCUAUAAAGUUUGUAUUUUAGUCGUUAAGGACUUUCAAAUAAAUAGCUCUGGGUUUUGAACUAAAAAUUAAA
Molecule: messenger RNA, 647 nt
Organism: Hermetia illucens (black soldier fly)
Lineage: Eukaryota; Metazoa; Arthropoda; Insecta; Diptera; Stratiomyidae
Gene: SmD3
Product: small nuclear ribonucleoprotein Sm D3
Exons: 2
Coding region: 122-541 (139 amino acids)
Biological process (GO): spliceosomal snRNP assembly; RNA processing
Cellular component (GO): U2 snRNP; spliceosomal tri-snRNP complex; U1 snRNP
Molecular function (GO): RNA binding
Source: RefSeq, a predicted model, not a curated record